Gossypium raimondii (Peruvian cotton) is the source of this 1612-nucleotide messenger RNA. Its product is annotated as probable sodium/metabolite cotransporter BASS3, chloroplastic. The record is from RefSeq and is a predicted model, not a curated record. Lineage: Eukaryota; Viridiplantae; Streptophyta; Magnoliopsida; Malvales; Malvaceae. Bases 131 to 1378 code for a protein of 415 amino acids. The transcript is spliced from 5 exons. Gene Ontology annotation, cellular component: membrane.
CAAAAAACCAAAUCCAUCACCUCCUUUGAUUUCGUUUUCGCCACCCUUCCAUUACUAAAACCUCCCCGGCAGGCCACCACCUAUCUCCGGCGCCGGCGUUAAGUAGUGAAGAAAACAUCGAUCCACGACAAUGACGUCGAUCACUCCCUUUCUUUCUCUCGCAGUCCCCACCAGGAAGCAGCUCUCAAUCUGUUCGAAACAAGUGACGCCGUGUUGUUGUUCGAGAAUUGGUUCGAUUCUGUGCGGGAGGAAGGGUGGUGUCGACGUCGGCAGAAAAGGUAAUGGACGAAGGUUGUUGGUAUUCGCCUGUUCGACGACGCCGUACAUACGAGGAAUUGGAUCUCAAAGGGUCUCGAUUGGGAAUAAGACAGAUGGUGGGGCAAGCAAAGGUGAUUUGUCUCAGGCUUUGUCGGCGAUGCUUCCUUUCGUCGUCGCUGCUACUGCUGUUGCUUCUCUUGUUCAACCCUCCACUUUCACUUGGGUAUCUAAGGAAUUAUAUGCUCCUGCUCUUGGUGGGAUUAUGUUGUCAAUUGGAAUUAAGCUUUCCUUGGAUGAUUUUGCACUUGCAGUCAAAAGACCAUUACCACUAUCUGUUGGACUUAUCGUACAGUAUAUGCUCAAACCGGGUCUCGGGGUUCUAAUUGCAAAGGCUUUCGGCAUGUCUCCAAUGUUUUAUGCCGGUUUUAUACUCACAUCGUGUGUUGCAGGGGCUCAGUUGUCUAGCUAUGCUAGCUUUUUAAGCAAAGGAGAUGUUGCAGUGAGUAUUCUUCUCACUAGCUUUACUACCAUUGCAUCGGUGCUCCUCACACCCCUUUUAACUGGCCUCCUCAUUGGAUCCGUUGUUCCAGUUGAUGCAGUAAUGAUGUCGAAGUCAAUUUUACAGGUGGUUCUUGUUCCGGUCGCACUUGGGCUUGUGCUUAAUACGUAUGCAAAACCGAUAGUUACUAUCCUCCGACCUGUGAUGCCUUUUGUUGCUAUGAUCUGCACAUCCUUGUGCAUCGGUAGUCCUCUUGCACUGAAUCAGAGUCAAAUUCUAUCAAAAGAUGGCCUCCAAUUGGUUCUUCCGGUUUUGGCGUUUCACGCUGUGGCAUUCGCUAUCGGAUAUUGGAUCUUGAAGAUUCCUGCUUUCAGGCAAAGAGAAGAAGUUUGCCGAACAGUAUCGUUAUGCGGUGGAAUGCAAAGCUCGACAAUGGCAGGGCUUCUGGCAAUCCAGUUCCUAGGAGGUUGCAGUCAAGCAGUUCCAGCGGCAUGCUCUGUCAUAGCAAUGGCUAUUAUGGGUCUUUCACUUGCCUCUUUCUGGGGCAGUGGUUACCGUCUUAGAGACUUACCGUCUUUACUUUCCCCACAAACCGGCCCUGCUGUUCAGGAGGCUCAAUGAAUCGAAGACCCGAAACAUGUUCCUGGAACUCAGAACUGAAUCAAAGCUAAAGUUCCGGCACAAGACGGUCUGAAAUAGGAAAAGGAAUGUUGUACAGUUCAUAGAAGGUAAAAGAACAACUGUUCCUAGAACAUAUAACAGCUAGAAAAGCAGUACCUAUAACUUGAAAGUUUCUAAUCUUUGUAUGUAUGCAUGUAUAGGUAAGGUAUAUAAAUCACAAAAUGUAGUUUCUCA